AAGCAGCUCGGGGCAUUUCCUUUAUUGUAGUGGACUAAAAACAUUUGCAUUUAAAUAUCAGAAUGAGCUUUAUUCGCAAAGUGUGUAAAAACUGAAAUUUUCUCUGGCAGUUGGUGCUACCCUGGUACGACAUUCAGAACAAAGAACAACAAAGUGAAAAGAACAAGAGACAUUUCUGUUUAUCAGAACUAUUCUUAUAAGAGUCACUGAUGUGCAAUAUGUAAAGUCUUCUUCAUUUAGAACAGGUAAGAGUAUGUCAACGUCCCACAUUGUGUUAAGCUUGUACAGAGGGCCUUUACCCGUUGGCAGUUCCUGUUCUAGACCAGUGCAACGACAUAUUCAACUCCACCUCCCUGAGGAAGGAUGUACAAAGAAGAGAGAAGAAGGAGGAACAAGGGACAUGGCCGCGGUAAAUCCCAUCCAAGAGAAACGAAGGAAGAUGUCAAGUCUGGGCAGGGUACUGAUGAUACCCUACCAAGGGGCGUAUGCCAAACAAUGUGUCCCGCUGGGGAGCUGCGCAACCGCGAAUCCCAGAAUCGCCUGCAUCGCUUCGAGAUGUUGGCGGGCACGGAGAAAGACCGCAGACCCCGAGCUGACCCAAUGCGGGUUGUCAAAGAGUAUUGUAGACCGGCGGCUGGGAAAGACUCUACCAACUCUGCCGACUUGCGUCCCCCUCCAGUGUUGCUGAAAACGGUGUGUUACCUCAUUGAUGAGGUCGCUGCGUCUCCUCGUCUGCAUCCUUGGACUGAGGUGUACAGUUUUGUUUUCGAUCGCCUGCGCAGCGUGAAGCAAGACAUGAUCAUCCUGAGGGUGCACGGGCCGGACUGUGUGCCCAUUUUGGAGCGGACGGUGCGCUUCCUCGUGUACGCCUCGUACCGACUCUGCGGAGAGCCCCUGAGAAUUUUCGACCCUCGCAUCAAUGACACGCACCUACAGGAGAACCUCAGCUGGCUGCUGGACUGCUACGCGCGGGGAACGGGGCCGCAUCCCAACCAGGAGGAGUUCCAGGCUCUCGGCUUACUCUAUAACUUAGGUUCCCCUCGCGCCAUGCAGCACAUCACGGAGCUUCCGACACCCCUUCGGCGCGCCCCCUCCGUCGCGCUCGCCGUCUCCAUCAACCGCUCCUUCCUGGAGCGGAACCCGGUACGUCUGCUACGCUGCGCCCGGCGCCUGAGCUUCCUGCAGGCCUGCGCUCUGCACCGUCACGUGACGGCGAGCCGUAAGGACCUGCUGCUCGUGUACAGCCACGGCUACAACAGCCGGAACUGUCGCUUCCCGCUAGACGUGCUGUCUAAGCUUCUCGCCUUGGAGAAGACUCUGACGAGCACGCUGUGUCAAGAGUGUGGCGUGGAGGUCAACACGGACGGGGAAGUGGUGUUCUCCAAGGCCUCCUUUGCUGAGCCGGAACAAGGGAAGCUGUGCUGCUCUCUUUAUCACAACAUUGCCACUGAGAAGCACAAAGACCUCAGCGUUGGCAGCAUUCUUCAUGGUGGCGUUUGGCAAAAGGCCUAAUUGAAAUCACAACAAUCGUGAAACUUGUUUAGAUUGAGCUCCUUGUAAACUACCACCACAAUAAUCAACGUGGUUCAAUUUACACUUCUAUGGCAGCGUGGCUGAGCCUUCCGCUUUUUGUACUGGAGUGAAUUGGAAAGCACGUUUACAUUCAAAUGCACUUUUUGGGAUUCAUGUUUUAGGAUUUGCUUUUGAGUUGUAAUAAAAGUUGCAGAAAUGAAAUAUUUUAAAGUGUUGAUUUGAUUUCGCGGUGAAAUGGACUAGAUCUAGUUUUGUAACGUUUGUUCUAAGAACAACCCUUUGGAACCCUUUGGUCUUAAAAAACUAUUAAACUACUUUUUCC
This is a messenger RNA of Syngnathoides biaculeatus (alligator pipefish), 1855 nucleotides long. RefSeq names its product SAC3 domain containing 1 (gene sac3d1). The record is from RefSeq and is a predicted model, not a curated record. Gene Ontology annotation, cellular component: centrosome; spindle; nucleus. Bases 364 to 1512 code for a protein of 382 amino acids. NCBI's taxonomy places the organism in Eukaryota, Metazoa, Chordata, Actinopteri, Syngnathiformes, Syngnathidae. Gene Ontology annotation, biological process: centrosome duplication; spindle assembly. The transcript has 4 exons.